GGUAAUGUGAAUCGCAUAAUGGAGUUGUCACUUAAUGGAUUCACACAAGACAAUUAGGCAGUAUUCACACAAUAUAGACAAUAUGGCUCAGCCCAAGAGGGCUAGGAUGUCCCAUGGGAAGGAUCAAGAUUCUGAAUAUUUCAGAUCAUAUUCAGACAUUGGUAUACAUGAAGACAUGAUAGCAGAUAGUGUUAGGACCAAUGCAUACAGACUUGCAAUUCUCCGUAACUUUGAGAAGAUCCGAGGUAAAGUGGUGUUAGAUGUCGGGGCUGGUACUGGUAUACUCAGUGCUUUCUGUGUGCAGGCAGGGGCUAAAACAGUAUAUGCGGUUGAGGCUAGUGAUAUGGCAGAACAGAUCAAACGUGUUGCUAAGGGAAACAACAUGGCGGAAAAGAUUAUUGUGCUCCAGUCCAAAAUGGAGGAUGCAGAGCUUCCAGAGAAAGUAGAUGUGAUUGUGAGUGAGUGGAUGGGAUAUUUCCUCCUUUAUGAAACCAUGCUGCCCUCAGUUAUAUAUGCCAGAGAUAACUGGUUAAAACAGAAUGGUCUGAUUCUCCCAGAUUCUGCCACCCUCUAUAUGGCCCCGAUAAACCACACUGAUUUCUAUGAAGAGAGAUUAACAUUCUGGGAAAAAGUCGAGGAAACAUUUAAAGUGAACAUGUCAUCCCUAGUUCCUUAUGCCAGAAAGUGCCUUACAGAACAUAUCCAUGUGAAGACAAUACCUAUAGAAAAUGUUCUGGCACAGUACUCCAAGAUUGCCCAUAUAGAUCUCAAUACAGUCACUACCUCACAGCUCUCACAUAUGAAGGAGUCAUUCACAUUCCAAUGUUAUGGGUGCAAUACUCUGCAUGGGUUUGCAAGCUGGUUUAAGGUGGAAUUUAGUGCUGAUGUAGAACUCUCAACUUCCCCGUACUGCGAGGACACCCACUGGCAGCAAAGUGUGCUCUAUGUGGACAAUCCUUUACAUGUGGAGCAAGAUACGCAAAUAACUGGUUCAGUUGUGCUCACUCCCAAUGCAGAGUUCCCCAGAUUCCUGGAUAUAGACCUCAAAUAUAAGAUGGACAACAAUGAUGAUGUACAUAAACACUAUCUCAUGAAUGAUGUCAUAUUAUGA
Molecule: messenger RNA, 1111 nt
Organism: Owenia fusiformis
Lineage: Eukaryota; Metazoa; Annelida; Polychaeta; Sabellida; Oweniidae
Source: the annotation of a GenBank genome assembly